AUGGAAGUUGUCGUAGAUGUCGUGCUCCAUCGGACGUUCCCACCAUGGCCGAGUCGGACGUCUCGACUCCUGCCCCAGUCUCAAUGCCGCGCUCCUUCGGGCCAUCCAGCUGGACUCCCGGCCCUCGGGACACCGCUCGGUGUGCUGCCGUGGGCUUCUCGUGUUGGUUCUGGCCCGCAGCCCACAGUGCACCAUGGAAGCUGGAGCAUCGUCGCCACCGUCCGGGGAGUAGCCGGGCUGGGCGGAAGCAGCAGUCCAGGAGUAGAGGGAUUCCUGGAGCAUAGGGUCCUCCUCCUGGGGGCGGUCGCCUGCGGAGCGGAUCGGCAUUCUGAAGUGAUCAGCGAUAGGGGGAGCAGUCUUCCUCCACCAGUGCUUCCGUCUGGCUUUUUGCCAUUCCGGCGAAAGAGCGCCGGCCUGCACCUCAUUUACUCGGGAUGGCUCGUCGAACUCCCAGCAGGCGGCAGAGGUGGCUUGGAGCUUGGCGCCGUUGCCGCUGAGGUGCCCGAAGCAUGGGGUGGGGGGCCUCAGAUUCAGGCGCCUCCAGACCUGCUUGCGAUGAUGGCCCGGUGGCGAUGGCGCGCGCUCAGGAACCACCAGGAUCGAUUUGAGCUUGGGCGGUCCAGCGGAUCCGGACGGGGCAAGCAUCUUUGGAGGCGUUGCGGGUGGAGGCGAUUGGAUCGAGGCCGAUGCCGACAUGGCUUCGGCGGAUCCGGCGUGAUGCGGGGCGUCCUCCGUCUUAGCGUCACCAGAUCUGGCGGAUCCCGUCGCAGUAGCCUGUGGCGCCCCAGGAUGCGGAGCAGGGGCCGUCGUGGCCGUCGCUGCAGUUGGAUCAGCAGGCUUUCCUCCAUCUUCGUCAUCAAUGGCGGGGUCGUCUCAAUGCCGACAGACUCCUCGUCCCAGUCCACCAGCUCCACUUCCUCAGCAACCUCCGUCGAGACUCGAGUAGAGUGGGGUUGGGAUGGGUGGGUUGGGCGCUGCCGUCUCCUGAGAAGUGGGGGCGGCCAGCUGGGCUGUGGGCGACAGCGGCCGGGUGGCCGACGCCGUGGGGGUUGUGGCCGGGGGAGGCUGGGGCGCCGCCGCCGGGGAUGCUCUCGUUCGAACUCAUUCUCAUAUUUCAAUGCAGUGAACGAUGAUGAUCCUUGUUGGAGCUCUAUGGAACCUAAAAACAAAAGGUUGAGAUAUGAUUGA
Miscanthus lutarioriparius is the source of this 1188-nucleotide messenger RNA. NCBI's taxonomy places the organism in Eukaryota, Viridiplantae, Streptophyta, Magnoliopsida, Poales, Poaceae. The record is from the annotation of a GenBank genome assembly.